GUGAUCCUCUAUCUCAUCCCGAAGGCUAUGAUGAAGUGGCUUUGUAUUCACGGAACCGGCUCCUCGGCAGCCAUCUUCCAAGACCAACUUACCGCCAUAACCAGCAAACUCGAACCGCACGGCCACACAUUCGAGUUUAUCAACGGACCAUUCCCCUCCAAACCCGCCGCCGGUAUCUCUCUUCGGUACCCCACGGGUCCCUACUACACGUGGUGGACCGAGUCCAACCCGGCCGCAAUCCGCGCCGCUUGCACAAACCUCCACGCGCAUUUCCAAGCCCACUCUACCCCCUAUGACGGCAUAAUCGCCUUUUCCCGCGGCUGCCUCCUCGUCUCCGCGUACAUCCACCUCCACCAAACUCUCUACCCCUCUGACCCGCUACCUUUCCGCACGGCGACGUUUCUCUGUGGCGGCCCUGUACUGUCCCUCAUUUCCGAUCUCGGCGUCCCCGUCUCCGCCACCGCGAAAGAAUGGGAUAAAAGGACCAAAAUCGCACUCCGCGAACGCGCAUCCAACGCCGCAAUCCUCAAAUACGGCAAGGAUCGGUGGCUAACCCCAGGUAGAUAG
Messenger RNA from Aspergillus bombycis, 567 nucleotides. RefSeq lists its product as uncharacterized. The record is from RefSeq and is a predicted model, not a curated record. NCBI's taxonomy places the organism in Eukaryota, Fungi, Ascomycota, Eurotiomycetes, Eurotiales, Aspergillaceae. The transcript is spliced from 3 exons. Gene Ontology annotation, cellular component: cytoplasm; nucleus. The annotation marks the transcript as partial.